This is a messenger RNA of Sardina pilchardus (European sardine), 4994 nucleotides long. It is a transcript of the gene prkaa2, whose product is annotated as protein kinase, AMP-activated, alpha 2 catalytic subunit. Gene Ontology annotation, molecular function: ATP binding; protein serine/threonine kinase activity. Gene Ontology annotation, cellular component: cytoplasm. Gene Ontology annotation, biological process: intracellular signal transduction; protein phosphorylation. NCBI's taxonomy places the organism in Eukaryota, Metazoa, Chordata, Actinopteri, Clupeiformes, Clupeidae. The record is from RefSeq and is a predicted model, not a curated record. The transcript is spliced from 9 exons. Bases 9 to 1667 code for a protein of 552 amino acids.
AUGGUAAAAUGGCUGAGAAGCAGAAACACGAAGGCAGGGUUAAGAUAGGACAUUAUAUCCUCGGGGACACACUCGGAGUUGGGACCUUUGGGAAAGUGAAGAUUGGAGAACACCAACUAACUGGACACAAAGUUGCAGUGAAGAUCCUUAAUCGACAGAAGAUCCGCAGUCUCGAUGUGGUCGGCAAAAUCAAACGCGAGAUCCAGAAUCUCAAGCUCUUUCGGCAUCCCCACAUCAUCAAACUGUACCAGGUGAUCAGCACCCCCACCGAUUUCUUCAUGGUGAUGGAGUAUGUAUCUGGUGGGGAGUUGUUUGACUAUAUCUGUAAGAAUGGAAGGGUGGAGGAUAGUGAGGCCCGGCGGCUCUUCCAGCAGAUUAUCUCCGGGGUGGAUUACUGCCACAGACACAUGGUGGUUCACCGGGACCUGAAACCUGAGAACGUCCUGCUGGACGGCAGCAUGAAUGCCAAGAUCGCCGACUUCGGCCUAUCCAACAUGAUGUCAGAUGGGGAGUUCCUAAGGACCAGCUGCGGGUCUCCCAAUUACGCUGCCCCAGAGGUCAUCUCCGGAAGGCUGUACGCUGGCCCCGAGGUGGACAUCUGGAGCUGCGGCGUCAUCCUGUACGCCCUGCUGUGCGGGACGCUGCCCUUCGACGACGAGCACGUGCCCACUCUCUUCAAGAAGAUCCGCGGCGGGGUCUUCUACAUCCCCGAGUACCUGAACCGCUCGGUGGCCAGCCUUCUGAUGCUCAUGCUGCAGGUGGACCCGCUCAAGAGAGCCACCAUCAAAGACAUCAGGGAACACGAGUGGUUCAAGCAGGACCUGCCGGGCUACCUGUUCCCGGAGGACCCGUCGUACGACGCCACGGUGGUGGACGAGGACGCGGUGCGCGAGGUGUGCGAGAAGUUCGAGUGCCCCGAGGCGGAGGUGAUGAGCAGCCUGUACAGCGGCGACCCGCAGGACCAGCUGGCCGUGGCCUACCACCUCAUCAUCGACAACCGCCGCAUCAUGAACCAGGCCAGCGAGUUCUACCUGGCGUCCAGCCCGCCCACGGGCUCCUUCAUCGAGGAGGGCAUGCCGCUGCCGCCGGGGGUCAAGCCGCACCCCGAGCGCAUGCCGCCGCUGCUGGUGGACAGCCCCAAGGCGCGCUGCCCGCUCGACGCGCUCAACACCACCAAGCCCAAGCCGCUGGCCGUCAAGAAGGCCAAGUGGCACCUGGGCAUCCGGAGCCAGAGCAAACCCUACGACAUCAUGGCCGAGGUGUACCGCGCCAUGCGGCAGCUGGAGUUCGACUGGAAGGUUGUGAACCCGUACCACCUGCGCGUGCGAAGGAAGAAUCCAGUAACAGGCAAUUUUGUGAAGAUGAGUCUGCAGCUCUAUCAGGUGGACAACCGCAGUUACCUGCUGGACUUCAAGAGCAUCGAUGAUGACAUCAUUGAGCUGAAGUCCGGCUCGUCCACGCCGCAGCGCUCUGGCUCCAUCGCCGGUCUCCACCGGCAACGCCUGAGUAUCGACUCGGCGUCGGUCGCCAUGGAGAUGCCCCAGCUCAGCAGCUCCCUGCCCGGCUCGCUGACGGGCAGCUCGCCGAUGCUGGCGCCGCGACAGGGCAGCCACACCAUGGACUUCUUUGAGAUGUGCGCCAGCCUCAUCACCACGCUGGCACGCUGAGAGGCCAGAUGCCCGUCAGCCAGCCCGGCUGACCGGCCAGUGCCCAGGUAGCUGGCAUGCCUCAUGGGCAGAGGUCAUUCGAGGCUGCCAAUGACCCCCACCCGUGGGCACAGAUAGCCUUCAAGUCAUUUUAAUCCCUCUCUCUCUCCCUCCCCUCUCUUCCUCCCUCCCUCUCUCCCCCAUCUGCAAUCAUGCUCUGCUGCUGACCAUGUCAUCUCUGUAGCAAUGCAGGACCUUCACAUUUGAACGGGAAAGAGUUCAACAGGAGGCCACUUCAUUUUUUUUUUUCUCUCUGGUUUUUAUAUAUACGUUUUAUCUUUUGUAAAAGAUUCCGAUUAUGUACAACAUGAUGUAUGAUACGCUAUAUUUCUAUUAAGAUUUAGAUUUCUUUUCAUAGAGACACAGAGGCUGAUUUAAACCGCAUACCAAAAAAAAAUUAAGUUUAUACAUACAAAUGAGGAAGAGAUCAUAGUUUUUGUUCUAGUAUGCAGAUUCAUAUUUAUUUUUUUCGAGGAAUGUUUUAUAGAAUAUACUAGAAUAUAGUUACCUUAUUUUAAGCACCUAGCGAAGGUGUGGCUAUAUGACCUUAAAUAUUUUUAGUGAGCUGAACUACGUGUGAGGGACGCAGGAGUCCUCAAGGUUAGAGCCAGUGAGGUUCAAGGCAAUAUUGUGUGGAAAAAUAAACGGAUGCAAACAGGCUACAGGCGGCUACGUUAGGCACACACCCCUUCCCUUUUAAUGACAACCAAAGCACACAGAGAUUUGCCCUGGCAUAUGUACAGUACAUGGCUAUGCCUGAGUUAUCAUGCUGAUAUGUUUCAGUUAUAUAUGAGAGGCUUGGAGUCUCUCUUUAAACACUACAUUUCAAGGUGAACUGAUCAAGUCAUUGUUUACUUUUUAAAUUACUAUCUCAGAUUCUGAACACUAGACUGGCACACAAUCUUCUGACACACAGAUCAAAGGUAUUCUUAGAUGUCUGUGCACAACGUUAACUAGAAAAGCACAUGCUCUUGUGGUCAGCAUAGCACUGUUUGAAAUUGACAGGGUAUAUAGUGAGGACCAUAUGUAGAUACACUGUGGUCUGCCAUAGUAUAACAUAUAUCAUAAUCUUAUAUAAUGUAAUAUAGACAUUAUCACACCAGUAGAAAUAUGGAGCCAUACACAGCGUGAUAGCACCGUAUGCUAGAAUGGAUCUGAGUGACAUGUAAUAGUGCUAUGCUGAUCAGCAAUUAAUUCACUACCCCUUCACAACAUUUAAAACGAAGGAUAAAGGUGGUGUGUGUAUGUUUGUGUAGCCUCCUCGUAAGCCUCGGAUGGAAACACAAGCCAAGGGCCAACAAAAACAAGAGCCACGGUAACCUUCCUCCAGUUGCCUUAAAAGGAAAAAAAAAAAUCGGUGUGUGUUGUCGUUUGACUGAGAAUACAUCAUUGUUUCAUUGUGGUCUUGAAGUAGAGAUUAUUUAUUAGCGCUGUUUAUUUAUGUACACUAUUUAACCUCACAUGGGAGUUGUUACUGUGAAUCCAAGUGACUAAAGAGGUGGGUGGGUUUUACUGUUUGUUUUUCUGUGCCAACAACUUAGCCGACUAAGUCACCACAGAAACAGGCAAAAGGGUGCAACGAUGUUGGGGAUGACAAAUUGCCACUAACGUGCUUCCAGGCUAAGGGGGCCUUAGCUAAUGGAAGCCUUUAACACACUGUUUCAAACUAGUUUCCCAGGACAUGGCUAGUCCUUGCAAAUGGAUCAGCUGUGUAUGUCAAACUCUAGUAUCAGUAGUAGAAAAAGAAUGCACGUACAAGCCAACUAUGCAGUGUGUGAAGUGUAUGUUUAUGAUUGGUUUUGAUUUGUACAUUUAAUGAAGCCAAUUGUAAACAUGCCAUUCUACAGUAGACUAUAUGUAUGUUAUAUUGUUACUUGAGUACUUGAUCAUCUAUGUAGUCUCCAUCCGUGUAGAAUCAAAAUAAGUUGUAAGUUGGAUAUAUAGCGCCCUCACCUGGCCAGUGUGUGUAUGGCAUUGCUAAUAGUCUGGAAACCUACUUAUCUGUAAAGAGUGGAUAAAGGGUUCUGUUGAGAGAAUGGUUCUGUUUGUCAGUGUGUUUGCAAUGUUCAGAUGUACUGUAUGGUAACAAAAAGAGAUUAUUCAUUUUCAACGUACCAGUUUAAACUGAAUGUAAAGUUAUUUAAAAGCACUGGGGCUUACAGUGAGAGUCAGUCAGUCAGUCAGUCAGUCACUUAGUGGGACAAAAUGGCGUCUAUCAUAUCAGACGGAUAUGACCGUUUUGUUCAGCUGAAGCCUUCUUGUGUUUCCUUAAGCUUUGUUGUUGUUAUUGUUGGUGUGUGUGUGUGUGUGUGUGUGUGUGUGUGUGUGUGUGUGGUGUGUGUGUGUCUAGGCCUGUGCAUUACUGCUGACAGAACGAUUUGGGAGGCAGAUUUGACUUUUCUGUAAUCUUUGUUUGUGUUCCUAACUGACUAAGUGCUCUGGACUGAGAUGGCCCUUUUUACCAAAGCCCAGAUGAGAAUACUAUAAUCCCACAGCCAUACAGUCAUCAGUUGUGAAGUUGUCAUGGCAAUGGAUGCACGUCAAAGUGUGACCUCGCAAUACCAAAUAGUCAGAGGAGGUUUCGUUGAAACAUCGCCCACUGAUGCUCUGCAUUUGCAACUGCACUUCACAAUGACUUCACUACUUAACUCUGUACUUUAGAGUGAGAGAGGUAAACUAUUAAAUAGAAAUGAUUGCAACCUUCAUGAUUUGUUUAUAUGCCAUCAGAUUCAUAUGAGUUACUGUAUGUUAUUUUCAUUACUUCUAUAAAGGGCAAAAAGUGUUAAACAGUGAUGUCAGUUGUACACAUGUAUGUACACCUGUAGAACAUGCCACCAAAGCAUCCCUCUCUCUCACACUACAGCUGUUUGAGUGAGUGUGCUGUGUCUUUUGUGUUGGUACCAAUGUUGGCUGUGUGUCAGUCUCUCUCUCUCUCUCUCUCCAUAGACAGGAGGGGAUAUCACACUUUCCUGAUGUGGAGUGAACUGCUGUUUUGUGUGCCCCUGUGUUUUUGUGGGUUUUCUGAGAAAGUUGUUUUCUAUGGUUGUUCUCUCUUGUCUCUGUGCUGUGUGUGUGUGUGUGUGUGUGUGUGUGUGUGUGUGUGUGUGUGUGUGUGUGUGUGUGUGUGUGUGUGUGUGUGUGUGUCUGUGUGUCUGUGUGUCUGUGUGUCUGUGUGUGUUGUGUGUGUGAUCUCUAUUUCACGUAUUAUGCACUGCAUGGAGUUACUGUUCUGAUUUGCACUUUAAUAAGUAUUUAUUGUAUUAAAAAUAAAGACAUCUAUAAUCAAGA